CCCGCUGUAGGAUUGAAGCUUACUGUCAGGGGUCUGGACAGUGUAGAAGGACUAGAUGGAAGGAAAGCAUGAGAACGGAAAGCUUUGCUGCGGCUCUCCCAGUUGAAUAUUUGAUUGAUGAACUCUGAGAAACUAGUACAGGACAGUACUGGAGAGAAGUGCUCCUAUGACAGUAGUUUACCAGAACAAGAAGGGAAUGAGACUCUGUACUGCAGCUGACUGGGCACAGUGGCAUCAAGAAGUGUUCUCUAGACACUUUGUCUACUUGAAGAAUAAGGAACUCUACACAACGUUUGCCUGUUCUCUCUUGUUUUUGUUUUUAAGGAACUUGCAGUAAAACAAACAUUGCUGCUGGUGUUCCUUAUCAGCUUGUUAUUUGCUGACUUGAAACCUUGCCAUCAACCUGCAAGGUGAGAGAACGGUACCUAUGAAAAGCUGAAGGAGACCCAGUGCAUUGUGGGCCUCUGGCACAAAUUAUUAUUCAUAUUCAUCACCAUCACUUGCGUGAUCACUUGCAGAGCACUUUAAAGACCAGCUUGACUGACUUCAGUAACUUUCAGAUACAAUGCACUAUACUUUUAUGUUUGUCUCUGCACUAGAGAACUCCCUUAUCCACUAACACUGAUCAUUCAUUGAGGACUUGCUGAUUUACCCUAUCUACCUCCUGCAUCUCUCCAGGAAGACUUUGCUGGCAAGCAGAAUGCUGCAACAUUCCUCAGAAGCGGGACUGGUUACCCUGCCCCGCACCCUGGCUAUCUGGCCCCCUCUAGACUUUGCGUUGGGUGCUGCAGCUUGCUGUGGGGCCUGUGUGUUCACCAACCCUCUGGAGGUGGUGAAGACCAGACUGCAGCUCCAGGGCGAGCUCAGGGUGCGUGGCUCCUAUCAGAGGCACUACCACGGCGUCCUGCAGGCUCUCUGGGCUGUUUCCAGGGCCGACGGACUGCGCGGUCUCCAGAAGGGGCUCUCCGUGGGCCUGCUCUACCAGGGCGUGAUGAAUGGAGUCCGACUCGGCUUCUACUCCUACUCUGAGGCUUCAGGUUUCACUAGGGCCCCUGGGGGCAGUCUACUUGCUGGGGCCGCUGCUGGGGCGCUGGGGGCCUUUGUAGCCAGCCCUGCCUACCUGGUGAAGACGCAACUUCAGGCCCAGACAGUGGCAGCCAUCGCCGUGGGGCAUCAGCACAACCACCUGGGCGUGUCCAGUGCCUUUGUAAGUAUCUACAGGGCGCAGGGGAUCGUAGGGCUGUGGCGUGGGGUGAAUGGAGCCGUGCCUCGGGUGAUGGUUGGCUCAGCUGUCCAGCUCGCCACCUUUUCCAGUGCCAAGGAAUGGGUCGUCAGCCAGCAGUGGUAUAAACAAGACAGCUGGCUGGAGGCUCUUAAUGCAGCCAUGCUGAGCGGGGUUGCCGUGGCGAUCGCCAUGACCCCCUUCGAUGUCAUCAGUACGCGACUCUACAAUCAGCCGGUGGACAAGUUGGGCAGGGGCCAGCUCUACAGGGGGUUCCUUGACUGCUUUGUGAGGGUGUCCAGGAAGGAGGGUCUUGUGGGGCUCUACAAAGGAAUGGGGCCCUCCUUCGUGAGACUGGGUCCCCACACCGUAAUCAGCAUGCUCCUGUGGGACCUGCUGCGGCACACAGCCUUCCAAUACGAGGGCUGAGGGAGCGGGACUGGGAGCAGCAGGGUGCGGAGUUAAUCACUGCACAAUUCCAGGGAGGGCGUGGCUAAGAUACCUGAAGGGGAGGAGCUUGUUACUAGUAAUACCAGAGUGGGUGGAGCUGUUGCUGUGGGGGGGGGGGGGGACUAAAAAGGAGAGGUACUUUACAAUCAGCCAAUAGCUGAUGAGCCCCUGAACUCAAAGUUAGAUCUGUAGUUAUUUCCGGUACCAGAAACACCAUCUGAAAACAAGGAGAUCUGUGGAACUUGUUGUAGAUUCUUUAUCCAUCUGCUGUUGAGAGUAGAGGCAGGAGAGUGACUGCUUCUUGCCUCACAGCAUUACAGAGUGGCAACUGUAUCUCCACAACAAUCAGGGAAGAUGUGAAAAUGAAAGGUAAUGAAACGGGCAGUGUUCAAGUGAUUUUAGACGAGGGGGGUCGUGGUUGCUAUAAACAGCUAUAAACAGUGUUUACACAGAAUAGACUUGGUGGAGAGACUGUCCUUCAGGGGAAUACUUUAAUCUGUCGCUUUUUUUCUGUUUUUUACUUGGCUGAACGUAAACUGGAUGACUAAAGACUGUAAUAAAUAAAUGAUGUCGACACA
Polyodon spathula (Mississippi paddlefish) is the source of this 2250-nucleotide messenger RNA. Its product is annotated as solute carrier family 25 member 34-like. NCBI's taxonomy places the organism in Eukaryota, Metazoa, Chordata, Actinopteri, Acipenseriformes, Polyodontidae. Bases 701 to 1651 code for a protein of 316 amino acids. The transcript has 5 exons. The record is from RefSeq and is a predicted model, not a curated record.